This is a messenger RNA of Eucalyptus grandis, 2503 nucleotides long. RefSeq names its product 3-ketoacyl-CoA synthase 4. Lineage: Eukaryota; Viridiplantae; Streptophyta; Magnoliopsida; Myrtales; Myrtaceae. Gene Ontology annotation, molecular function: acyltransferase activity, transferring groups other than amino-acyl groups. Gene Ontology annotation, cellular component: membrane. Bases 586 to 2124 code for a protein of 512 amino acids. The record is from RefSeq and is a predicted model, not a curated record. The transcript has a single exon. Gene Ontology annotation, biological process: fatty acid biosynthetic process.
CGCUUCUUCCCCUUCAUAUAUUUCUCUCCUCCAUUCCUCUCCCUCCCUCCCCUGUCUCUCUCUCUCUCUCUUCUCGAGUCGAAAGCGAUUUUUAUAAAAGGAGAUUCGUAUUCCCCAAUUCCUAGUUUAUCUCCCUCUCCUACCCGUCUCUCGAAAUCUUUCCAUUCCCCAAGAGCAACCUAGACAGGGAGGGAGACAGAGAGAGAAGGCGGGAGAGAGAGACAGAGAGAGAGAGAGAAGAGAGAAGAACGUACAGGAAGACAGCUCUGCUCUGCGAACGCCUCUCUCUCUCUCGCGCAGCCACUCGAGCUCCCAGGCCCCUCUCCCGGCCCCGCCCCUGCUCCUACGUGGUCGGCAGUGGCCUCGCCUUCGUCUCCGAGGUGGUUGUCGUAGCUGCGUCCGGCCACCAAACUCAUUCCCCUGCCUCUUUCCUUCUCCCCUGUUUCUCGAACGUUUUAAUUCCCAGAUCCGUACGCCUCUCGCCUUCCGCCGUUUGUAUAAACCCUCCGUCAAAAUCCUUCCUUUCCGUUCCCAAUCGUCUUGGAAUCGUCGAAAACUAAAACCCAAUACGAGUCCCCGUCCGCCAUGGCCUCCGGCGCGUCGUCCAGCCCCGCCGCCGCCACCCCCGCCGGCGUCCAGAUCCACCAGUCCCGGAGGCUGCCCGAUUUCCUCCAGAGCGUGAACUUGAAGUACGUCAAGCUGGGGUAUCAUUACCUGAUGACCCAUUUCUUGACCCUCCUGCUCGUGCCUUCCAUGGCCGUCAUCAUCGUCCAGGCUUCGCAGAUGAACCCGGAGGAGAUUAACCAAUUGUGGCUCCACCUCAAGUACAACCUCGUGAGCGUCAUCAUUUGCUCUGCUUUCCUCGUCUUCGGAUCCACCGUCUACAUUAUGUCGCGACCCAGAUCCGUUUACUUGGUCGACUACUCCUGUUACAAGCCCCCGGAGCAUCUGCAAGUGAAGUUUCAUCAGUUCAUGGAGCACUCGAAGCUCACCGGCGAUUUCGACGAGUCGUCGCUUGAGUUCCAGAGGAAGAUUCUCGCGAGAUCAGGGCUUGGGGAGGAGACUUACGUGCCCGAGGCAAUGCACUACCUUCCGCCGAGGCCGUCUAUGGCGGCCGCGAGGGAAGAAUCAGAGCAGGUGAUGUAUGGUGCUCUGGAUAAUCUGUUUGCUAAUACUAAUGUUAAGCCCAAGGACAUUGGGAUUCUUGUUGUGAACUGUAGCUUGUUUAAUCCCACACCUUCGCUGUCUGCUAUGAUUGUCAAUAAGUACAAGCUGAGGGGCAAUAUCAAGAGCUUCAAUUUGGGGGGGAUGGGGUGUAGCGCCGGUGUCAUAGCUGUUGAUCUUGCUAAGGACAUGUUACAAGUUCAUAGGAACACUUAUGCUGUGGUUGUGAGCACCGAGAACAUUACUCAAAAUUGGUAUUUUGGGAACAAGAAGUCGAUGUUGAUUCCGAAUUGUCUGUUUAGAGUCGGGGGAGCUGCGGUUUUAUUGUCCAACAAGUCAUCUGAUAGGAGGAGGGCUAAGUACAAGCUUGUCCAUGUGGUUCGGACACAUCGUGGGGCUGAUGAUAAGGCGUUUAGGUGUGUAUAUCAGGAGCAGGAUGAUGUGGGCAAAACCGGAGUUUCACUAUCAAAGGAUCUGAUGGCAAUUGCCGGCGGGGCACUUAAGACUAACAUCACUACAUUGGGCCCUCUUGUUUUGCCGAUCAGCGAGCAACUCCUAUUUUUUGCUACCUUGGUAGCUAAGAAGUUCUUUAAUGCUAAAGUCAAGCCGUACAUUCCGGAUUUUAAGCUCGCUUUUGAUCAUUUCUGUAUACAUGCUGGUGGGAGGGCUGUGAUUGAUGAGCUGGAGAAGAAUCUGCAGCUCCUUCCGAGUCACGUUGAAGCUUCUAGAAUGGCCUUACACCGGUUUGGUAACACUUCGUCGAGCUCGAUCUGGUACGAGCUGGCUUACACGGAAGCCAAGGGGAGGAUGCGAAGGGGAAACCGUGUUUGGCAAAUUGCUUUUGGAAGUGGUUUCAAAUGUAACAGUGCAGUGUGGCAGGCACUCCGGAACGUGACUCCUUCACCCAGUAGUCCCUGGGAAGAUUGCAUUCACAAGUAUCCAGUGCAGUUAAUGCUAUAACUGCUAGAAACAUAUCGGUUAGCGGAUUCCUAGUUUACGCUGAGGAUACCAUUGAAGGGUUAGCUAGAAAAAGUAUCUAGACCUGUCUUUACUGCGUCGAGAGUCUAAUUUAUCCAGUUUGUGUAUGUGUUGUUUAGGCUCAAAAGUCUCUACCGGUUUUUUUUUUUUUUUUUUUUGGUUUCUUUUGCUCUGGGUGUCUGAACAGUUUGGAAUCUUGAAUGCUUUCCCCUGUAGUUUGAUAUUGUGAUACUGAGGAACUUGUUCUUGUACUUUAAUCAGUGUACUUAAUCACUUUUUAGAAACCUUCAGCCCCUGGGAUUUGGAUCUUUUUUGUUAAAAAUCAUUGCAUGAUCUGAUGCUUGGGGCGGAUGGAAUUGUA